GUCUCAACUCUGAUCCGAACAAUCCACCUACUAGGCAAAGAAAGUAAAUUACCCUCACGCUAUUGAUGGUGGACGCGACCACAGGGAAUCAUUCCCAUUCCUCUUACGUCCACCACCCUUUCACCAAUUCUCGGGUUCUUCUUCUUCUCCGCCUCCUAAUUACGCGAAGAAGGCGGCGAAAACCUCGCCAAGUCUGAGAUACGCGAACCCAAAAGAGAUCGUAUUGUAGGUUUUGGAUAUGGCGUCGAAGCGGAUCUUGAAGGAACUGAAGGAUCUGCAGAAGGAUCCACCCACCUCUUGUAGCGCAGGACCUGUUGCUGAAGACAUGUUUCAUUGGCAGGCAACGAUAAUGGGUCCUUCAGACAGUCCUUACGCUGGUGGUGUUUUCCUUGUUACCAUUCAUUUCCCUCCAGAUUACCCUUUCAAACCUCCUAAGGUUGCCUUUAGGACGAAGGUGUUCCAUCCCAACAUCAACAGCAACGGAAGUAUUUGCCUUGACAUCUUGAAGGAGCAAUGGAGUCCUGCUCUCACCAUCUCCAAGGUGUUGUUAUCGAUCUGUUCAUUGUUGACCGAUCCAAACCCUGAUGAUCCUUUGGUGCCUGAGAUAGCUCAUAUGUAUAAGACUGACAAGAACAAGUAUGAGUCAACUGCACGGAGCUGGACUCAGAAGUAUGCCAUGGGCUGAAAUGGAAACCCCAAUCUACAAAACUCUCUCUUUAUGAAGAAAAAAAAUAUUUCCUUAAUUUCUAUGUAUGAUUCAGUAGACAAUCUCUCGUGUCCGUUUUAAAUUUUCUGAAAACUAGACCACAUGAAGUGGGUCUUGUUUAAAAAAACAUUAUCUUUGUGAAACUAGAAACUGGUGUUUGGUCAUGUGGAUGAAUUGUGAUUUGAUGUUUUUGCUUUCUGAUUA
Brassica oleracea var. oleracea is the source of this 910-nucleotide messenger RNA. RefSeq names its product ubiquitin-conjugating enzyme E2 10. Gene Ontology annotation, biological process: protein polyubiquitination. The transcript is spliced from 5 exons. Gene Ontology annotation, cellular component: nucleus. NCBI's taxonomy places the organism in Eukaryota, Viridiplantae, Streptophyta, Magnoliopsida, Brassicales, Brassicaceae. The coding region runs from base 239 to 685 and encodes 148 amino acids. Gene Ontology annotation, molecular function: ubiquitin conjugating enzyme activity. The record is from RefSeq and is a predicted model, not a curated record.